Gopherus flavomarginatus (Mexican gopher tortoise) is the source of this 2829-nucleotide messenger RNA. RefSeq names its product GLE1 RNA export mediator (gene GLE1). NCBI's taxonomy places the organism in Eukaryota, Metazoa, Chordata, Testudines, Testudinidae. Bases 117 to 2213 code for a protein of 698 amino acids. Gene Ontology annotation, molecular function: phospholipid binding; translation initiation factor binding; inositol hexakisphosphate binding. Gene Ontology annotation, cellular component: cytoplasm; nuclear pore; nuclear pore cytoplasmic filaments. The transcript has 17 exons. The record is from RefSeq and is a predicted model, not a curated record. Gene Ontology annotation, biological process: regulation of translational initiation; regulation of translational termination; poly(A)+ mRNA export from nucleus.
AUUGAGGGCCUGCCGGUUUGGUGUGAGAUCACAUAUGAAGGGCCGUCGGGCAACAAAAUUUGGCUUGCAGGCAGACGUGGUGACUCUGGGAGUACAUCCAGGAGAGCUUCGCUGAGAUGUCCCUGGAGGAUUUCCACUACCCUAAAUUUGACCCAGCAGGAUCAACUUCAGCGCUAAUCCCCUCGUCGGAUAUUUUGGAAGGAUGCAGGUCCCCUCCCAAGUUGUCGUCCUACUCUGGCUGGGUGCUGGAUCAAGUGAUCUCCCAGUCUCUGCAGGAAACACCUCUCUCCCGAAGUUCAACACCCAAUGAAUCCAUUCCCCCUACAGACGACCAGUUGCCCUCCCUUGCAAAGACCACUUCUCCUGCCAGCCAGCUGGGCUCCUCACCACUUUCAUCUGCAGUACCCAGUGAAACAAAGGGCAAUGAAGAUCUUAGUCUGCUGGAGACAGACCAUGAAGUCCAUCUUAUGGUUCUACCAUCUAAAGUUACAGAAGUGGAAGGCUGCAUAUGGAUGUACGAGGAGGUCCAUAGGUUGAAAGGAAAGGAGGAGCUCAGGCAGCGGCAGGAGCAGCAAGAGCAGGUGGUGAGGGCGGUUUCUGAUAUGGCGAGUGAGCAGCUGAAACGCUUUGAUGAGCUGAAGGAAUUAAAACAGCACCAGGAAUACCAGGACCUGCAGGAAGUGAUGGAGAAGAGCUCCAGGGAGGCCCAGGGUCAGCAGGAGAAGUUGAAAGAGGAACAUCGACACAGAGCAAAGAUUUUAAACCUGAAACUUCGUGAAGCAGAACAGCAGCGUCAGCGUCAGGAGGAGUUGGAGCGUCUGCGCAAGGAAGAAGGCCAGGAAAGGUUGCGUCGCCUCUAUUCCAUCCAGGAAGAGGUGCUGCAGCUUAACCAACAGAUUGACCCCAACUACAGACAUAAAGACUUGCCAAGGAUAGAUCUCUCUGGGUUCAGUAACCGUGGCAACCAGAUCUGCGGGCUCGUGUCAGGGCUCAUUCGCACCACUAGUGAGAGAGGUUUCCCUACUCAGGUAGAUGUAGCCAACACUGAGCGAGCACUGCAGGAAAUGCGAGGGUUAAUAUCUAGCAUGCAACAAGAAAUUGCCACCGCUUUGGAAGAGAAAAGGAAGCAGGAUGAAGAAGAGGAGAGAGAGAGGCAGAAGGAGUUACAGAAACAAGAACAGCUGAAGGCCCAGACUCCAGUCCCUGCACAACAUCCGCGGGGAAAAGAGCAGAAGGAAGUAUUAGGACUUCAGGUUAAGGCAGAGGAGAGCACAAUGCAGUGGUACCAGCAAUUGCAGGAUGCCUCUGAUCAGUGUGUUGCUUCCUUUAGUGGAUUGACUGACUGCAAAGACAAUCAGGUGAAGCAUAUCAGAAUGGAUCUCCAGAAAGCAGCCAGCAUUCCUGUGAGCCAGAUUUCUUCCAUAGCAGGCUCUCAGCUAAGAGAGAUAUUUGACAAAAUCAAUACCCUUCUCUCUGGAAAGUCUGUUCAGUCUGGAGGACGAACUGUGUCGGUGACUCAACAUCCACAGGGUCUGGAUUUUGUUUAUUACAAACUGGCAGAGAAAUUUGUGAAACAAGGAGAGGAGGAAGUGGCUUCUCACCACGAGGCGGCUUUCCCAAUUGCUGUGGUGGCUUCAGGAAUCUGGGAAUUACACCCCAGGGUGGGAGACCUCAUUUUAGCUCACCUGCACAGAAAGUGCCCCUACUCUGUACCAUUUUAUCCUGCGUUCAAGGAGGGGACUCCCAUAGAAGAAUAUCAGAGGAUACUUGGUUAUCAAGUUAAGGAUUCCAUGGUAGAGCAGCAGGAUAAUUUUCUUAAACGGAUGUCUGGAAUGAUCCGUCUUUACGCUGCUAUCAUUCAACUACGGUGGCCUUAUGGAAACAAACAAGUGAGUCACCCUCAUGGGCUGGCCCAUGGAUGGCGCUGGCUGGCUCAAAUGUUGAACAUGGAGCCUCUCUCUGAUGUGACAGCUACGCUUCUCUUUGAUUUCUUAGAGGUGUGUGGCAAUGCACUCAUGAAACACUACCAGGUCCAGUUCUGGAAGAUGCUGCUACUUAUCCGAGAAGACUAUUUUCACAGGAUUGAAGCAAUCACCAUUUCUGGACAGAUGGGCUCUUUAAUGCGGCUUAAGCAAUUCUUGGAGAAAUGUUUGCAGCGGAAGGAAAUUCCUUUACCAAAGGGUUAUCUGUCUUCUUCCUUCUGGAGGUCAUAAGUUGGUUCCUUCCCAUUUUCAUCUUCACAGGAGUUCAAAGAAUUUCCUGACCUGGCUUCUUAUUACAUUCAGGAACAAGAAUACAUAGAAAUGUAAAUCUUACAUUUGUAUUUACAUGGAUGCUGUGGAUAUUUUCAACUGAAACAUUUUUAACCAUCUUUGAUCCUAUUUUAUGUUGAACAGAAUUUGGAACUUCAGUAACUUUUCUCAUGUAACUUCUUUUGCAAAUUAUUUUAAGCCAUCCGUUUGCAUUUGAUUAGCUUUACAGACUGUAUUGUGAAGUGUAUUAUGGAAUAUGAGAGGCUCCUUCACAUCUUGAACAAGUACAGUGAAUAAGUGUCAAGUGCAUAAACUUGUCUAAAUGCUCCAUUAGACUUCAGGGUUUACUUAACAGUAAGCAAUGGCUUUCAGGUGGGAAUUUUGCUCUGCAUUGAUCAAUCUGUCACAGUUUUACAUGAAAUUGCAAAUAGAAAUACCUCAGUAUUUUAGUCAUAUUAAGGUCUAAAUGUAAGAAAUCCUUCUGUAAAACUUUAUUUUUGCAUUUUAUGUGAUUAGGUAUUUUAAAGUUAUUGUUUCAUUGUUAACAGCAUUGGAGCCCCUAGGAAAAUUCAUUUUG